Chinchilla lanigera (long-tailed chinchilla) is the source of this 1711-nucleotide messenger RNA. Its product is annotated as translation initiation factor IF-2-like. Lineage: Eukaryota; Metazoa; Chordata; Mammalia; Rodentia; Chinchillidae. The record is from RefSeq and is a predicted model, not a curated record.
AGGGGAGAGAGAGCAAGGCUUUUCCCCUCCCUUCUAUUGUAUGCAGGCUACCUGCCCUGGGGUGGGUGCAGGGUUCAAUAAUCCCAACAUUGAACCAUGGAUCAAUCAAAAACUCUAGAAAUCCGCCCCAUGACUGCAUGAGCCUUUGGGGGAACAUCCAGACACAAACCAUAGCAUGCUGUUAGCAGGCGGGGCCUGGUUUGGAGAGAUCCGUCCCGGGGGUGUGGCCUGGAAGGGGCGUCUCCCUCUCUAGCUCCUCCCUCCUCUGGCUGCUUGCUGGUCACCAUGCCGUGAGCAACUGUCCUCCACAGACCCUCCCACCAGGUUUCUCCGCCUUGGAGCCAGCCAACCAUGGACUGGACCGGGUGAAACCAUGUGCCAGACUUAGGCUCUCCUGCUUUCAGAAGUGGGUGAGGGGUACUGUGAGUCAGUGGCCGGAAAAUACCUAAGACCCCCUUCUCAACCAGUCAUCCUAGCUUGAGGCCAGCCGUGCGUCCUCCCUGAACCUUAAUUACCUCCUAAAUAAAGGCCUUCGUGCCAAAUACCAGCACAUCGGCGGUAAGGCCUUGACACACGAAUUUGGUGGGAUACAACUCAGUCCACCCUCGAAGAGUCUGACCCAGUUUGGGGGUGUUGGCAGGCUCCCAGGGAAUCUCAUGGGUGGCCACAGUUGAGAACCGCAGAGUGAGGGCUGAGCGCUCAGAGCUGUGGCGGAGCUGAGCCUCUGAGGCCCUGUGGGCUCUGAUGGCCGAGCGAGGCCAGCUGGACACCGAGGCUCCUCUGUCAAAACUGCUUCCCACGCGUCUCCUGCCCUGGCAUGGUCCUGGGGUCACCAGCUGCUGUGCUCAGCCCAGCGCACUCAAAAGUGCACCGGAAAGGAGAAGCUACCCCCGGCCUUGCUGGGCGCUCUGCUUGCACGCUGUCGGCUCUGGGGGUGCACCAGCCCAGCGCCGUCUGUGAUGAGCGUCUGCCCCCCACUCACUGCUCUCCUUCGUGUCCCAGCUGGGCCAGGAGCACCCGGGGUGCCCUCCCCGCAGCCCCGGCACGCGGCUCCCCGCCCACAUGCAGGCAGGCGCGUCCCCGGGCGGGGUCCCGGGCUGGCGGCCGGCGGCAGGCUCUGGCUCGGGGCGGCAGACACUCGGAGACAGCCGCACAUUCCAUUCUGCGCAGUCAUCUUCCUGCGCGCCCGCCCCCUGAGGACAUUUCCCGAAAAAGACGGCGCGGCGCGCAGGGGAGCGGCUGGGAGCGUGAAACCCGAGCUCGCGCGGAUCGCCCCAGCCCGCACCCCGCGGGACGAGGCUAUGAAAAACGCACCGCAGGCCGGGCUCCUUCGCCUCCGAGGCGAGAGCGUCACCCCGGGCUCCCUCCGCUCGCGCCCCGCGCGGGGUCCGCCUCCCGCCGCGCAGAGGGAGGGGCGCGCAGCCCGGGCCUGGGUGUCUGCGCCCCGCCGCGGGCUGGGGGCGAAGCCCGCCGCUCCUCCGCCUGCGACAGUCCGGGUUUCUCCUGCCCCCGCCCGGCACUCGGCAAAAGCUUACCAGGCAGGCGGAGAAUCCAGGAGACAGGACCCACCGUGGGCAGAAGGGACAGACACGGUGCUGCUAGACCAGGGCUCAGCAGUCGCUACGAACAUACCCGUCCGUCCCAGAAGGCAGAAGAGCCAGGCAGGUGGCGCACACCAGUAUCCGCAGAACUCUGAGAGGCUAAGGCCAGA